Porites evermanni is the source of this 1343-nucleotide messenger RNA. The record is from the annotation of a GenBank genome assembly. NCBI's taxonomy places the organism in Eukaryota, Metazoa, Cnidaria, Anthozoa, Scleractinia, Poritidae.
AUGAAUGAUGACUUGAAUCUGCCACGUGACACGCACCUGUUAGCUGAGUCGUCCAGCCUGUCCUGUCUGAAGGAGCAAGUCGAGGGUGAGUGUGAUGUCACUUCUCGGUCAGCAGAGGCACGCUGCAGUCUUGACACCUCAGAUUUAUCUUUUGGAUCUCCGUCAAGGUCUUUUGAAGCAGCUAUGGCUCGUGAGACAGACAAGAUUUGUGGUGGAGAGGAGAGAAAUUCGCGAUCUUCUGGACGAGGUAUGUUGUGCAAUACCUUUUUUUGCUCUAAAAAGGCUUCUAUCAGUGUGUUAAGGCUGGCGAACAGUGAGGAUAAAUUAAAUAAUAGGUAAUAAUUAACUGAAUAAUAGUAAAAAACAAAACCUGCAGUCGAAUUUAUCAUUCAUAUUCUGAAGAGAAAACGUAAUCUACAUGUAUACUUUCGUGUACGGCAGUAAGUUACAUUUAAGUUUUGACCCCUAUGGUUUGACAUAUUAUUAGAACACCUCAAAAUUCGAGCUGCUCCGUGCCAUAGAGAAGCGUGGAGGCCGUUAAGUGACCUUAUUUGCCACCGGGGUCCUUCAUGGAAACAAAAAGGAGAUAUAUGUUUGGCCGUUCCGCUCCAUUUAUCUCUCCCAACGUAGCUCUGACUUCAGUUUCUAUUGUCUUCCCAGGGUCCUCACUGUCGCCAAUCACCAACAACCAUUCGUUUCACACUGACGUUGCCUUUAACAAGACUGCAAGAGAUGAACUUACAGAACACCCUGAAAGCCGACCAAUUGCCACAGGAGGUGACUCAGCAAUACUAAGGAAUGAAACUACUGAUUUUGCAGCGGGAACAGUAAUGGACCAAGGGAUUGAAGGUAAAGGAUGUACAAUUGAACACGUCAGUGAAGCCUUGUCUAGCAACCGAAUCAAUCCGACUGCUGAGACCGUUACGCCUCGAUCAUCCGCAAAUGAUCCCUGUAAACUUUUCAGAAGUUCUUCGUGCAUAGCUUCUGGGUUAAGGCGAUCCAGCAGACCAAAACGGUUCUUGUACCCAACUUCAAGCCACAUAACCAAAUCAGACAAAGGGAAGCGUGCCAGGGAAACUGCGGUAGCUGUUGACAGCUUGUCAUCUCCGAGAAAAGAUAAGGCAACUACACUAGAGAAACCCUUUCAGGAAAGAGUCAACGAUGGAACAGAGGUUCGAACAAUUUGUUGCAACAGUGCUACCGGUGAAAAAACAGUAACGGAAAAACUUAAAGUUGACGAGAUUUGCGAACCUGACAGAUAUACCGCCGUUGUGUCUUCUGUCGAUGACGCUGGUACAGACAAUGAUAAAGAGACAGAAUCGACCAUGAGUGAAGCAAAGACG